Messenger RNA from Suillus discolor, 1502 nucleotides. RefSeq lists its product as uncharacterized. The coding region runs from base 10 to 1095 and encodes 361 amino acids. Gene Ontology annotation, biological process: protein localization to kinetochore; kinetochore assembly; attachment of mitotic spindle microtubules to kinetochore. NCBI's taxonomy places the organism in Eukaryota, Fungi, Basidiomycota, Agaricomycetes, Boletales, Suillaceae. Gene Ontology annotation, cellular component: kinetochore. The transcript has 4 exons. The record is from RefSeq and is a predicted model, not a curated record.
GCCACAAUCAUGAUUGAACCUACUCCCAUUAUUGACCUCACCACCUCCGGAGCUGCAGGGACAUCAUUAGCAGCACAUUUGAUUACUGCGAAAAAUCUUCAGGCUACACUGGACGAUGCAAAAGCGGGACUCCGAAUAGUUAAUGCUCAUGCUGAGCUAUCCACACAUACUUGGGAUGGCAUUGAAGAAUGGGUUGGUGAAGAUGGCGCUCUGGGACUCAAAGAUCCUAAGAUUGUCGAGAGCGAUGUCCAAGCUCAAAUUUCUUUCCUAAGGAAGCUCAAGUUUCUUUACCUGGAACAGAAUGCCAAAGAUAAAUAUGUGAAGACCAUUGUCAGUGACGAUGCCCCGCUGGUGACACCUGCACUAAACGAGGAACUCCGAGUACGGAAUGAGGAGAAGAAGGCUGCGCUACGCGAGCACAAAGCGAAGCUAGCAGAAAGAAGGGACGAUCUUCGAGCACUUUCUGGAUUCGUUGAAGAAGAUUACAAGAAAGCGCAAGCUCUCACUCUCCAAGCAUCCACGCUCUCACAAAAGAUACUCGAUGCACGUCUAUCACUUACUCGCUUGCGACAGGCCCACCCCCAUCCUCGGUUAACAAUAACCACAGCGAACCAGCAACUUGAUGGCCAGGUAGAAGAGAUGCAAGCACUAGAUGCGGAACUUGCAGAUGCACACGAGAAGAUUGCUACUGUACGAGAGCGGAUAAAAGUUGGGACGGCUGAUGUUGAAAAGCUGAGGAGUGUUAGAGCAGAGGUGGAAAAGGCUGUGGAAAUCGGCGCUGGUGAAAGAGUGGAAGAUGGAAGAGUGACUGAACUGUAUGAUUGGUUCUCAACCACGACCUUAACCUAUCAUGCGCUCGUUUCACUUCUCUCCGCGCAUAGUGAGUCUGACAACGAGCUGCGCCUCACCUACCGCGUGCAUGAGCGUGAGAUAUGUAUAACGCUGCUAUUCAUACCUAAUACGCGCCGCUUGGCUGAGGCACGGGUGGAGGGCGUCGAGGAACACAUAAUCGGAGACGUAGUGGAUGCACACGUCAUGGAAAACGAUGUAUCUGGGCUUGUAUGGGCUGUGCUUGCGAGAGCAAGGACCACAUAAUAUCAUCCCUAUCGUGACUGGUCAUUCCUCAUUGAUGCAGGAGGGACAAUAUUGUGACGUCCACGCGACAAUCACUUACUCCUGCGAGCUGUCCAUUACCUGGGAGUUAACAUUCACGGCCACUAUCUAGUAGACCGCGGCUUGCCAUAUACGACGGACUGGGUGAUAAUUCAGAUAUGACUCGGCAACAUUUAGGUUGAGCCGGGCUGCGGUCAGCCACACAGAAGUUAAGAAAAAAAACUUGUUCUUGCAUUCGAAUGAGUACGGCGUGCCCCACAAGAGUGCCUCCUGGCUGUUAUUCGCAGGAACCCGGUUUUCUCUUCCGACCAAGUGCGCGCUGUCUGGGGUCAAUGUUUGUUGUAGUAUGCAUAUGUAGGGCUAGGCCGAAUACCAUAUAUCAAUGUGCA